GUCUACCGUCUGGUGCCUGACGCUCUAUGAGAGAGCUGGAUCCUCCAGCAGCAGCAGCAGAAGCAGAAACGCCCUGCAUCCUCCUCUCUCCUCUUCCUCCAACAUCCAUCCACCGUCCGUGUCUCCCCUGCUCUCCUCCUGCCUCCUGCCCGCGGAGGAGACACUCUGAGCGGGAGGAACACGCACCAAACCUCGCUGUGGGGAGAUUCAAAAAACAAAAACCCUGGAGAAACAUGGAUCUUUUUGCUUUUUCCUCCCAACACCACCACCUCCUCCUCAUCAUCCUCAUCGCUUCCCUGAGCUGCUUCUCCGCCUCUGCUGACGGGAGAUUCGGUUGCCUGUUUGAAAACGAGCUGUGUUCCCCCUACGAGAUCUGCGUUAACGAUGGCGUGUUUGGGAGGUGUCACUCUGUUCCGGUGAAGGACGUCUACGCCUACGAUGUCUCUCCGUCUGUAGUGCAACACUUCAGGACGCUGCUGGAGAAGCUGUCCAACCGAGGUCUGACCUGGGAGGACGACACCACUCAGCAGGUUCUGUCCAAAGAGUUAUCCAAGCUGAGGAGGCUUCCCUACAGGCCGCAGCAGAACGGGCCGGUGUACAGCUCGGACAGCAGGCCCGUAUCCGAGGCGUUGGACCCAGCAGACCAGAGGGUGAGGCCGGUCGAGGUGGAGCUUAGCAGGAACCUGCAGAUGUACCUCCAACAUCUCGGCCUCAUUCCCAAGACGUCGUCUGCCUCCAGCCAGAGCGCUCCGGGCAAGAGUGACCGUUUCCAGUCGGGCAUCCCUGCAGACUUCUUUCGCCCCAUGGCCCCGCCUUCCCCUCAGAGGUCGUCUCUUUCAUCCCUCCUCCCUCUGCAGAAACAGAGACCCUCACCCGGCCAGCUCCUCGCCACGCAGGCCGACGGCGAUCUUCUCCUGGGCACCCUGAGGCAGUAUCUCUCAGGGCAUCUGUCCCUGCACAGCGGGGGGGCGAGUCCUGACGAGCAGGGGGCCCCCUCGCCCCGCCUGCGGCCUUUUUACAGCAACGGAAUAGAAGAGUCUGGGCUCAAAACGGAGACCUUGCAACCCGGGCCCCUGAAGGCGGGAAGAACCCAAGAGGCGCCGGUCAAAGGCCCCCUGACUUCUGUGGACGAGCGCUUCAUCAAGAAGGUCCUGAAGAACGUCGGCAGGCAGCACCUGGACGUGGAGGAGCUGACGCAGCAGGACGUGGACCAGCUGUCCAGCCUGAUAGCCGACGCUCUGCAAGUAGUCGACAAGGAGCGAGGACGAAACGGGGGACAGGUCAGACCUGCACCGAGAGACCUGGAGGAGGAACAGAGGAGUCUGGAGGACGAUGAAGAGGAGGAGGAGGCGGCGGUGGCGGCUGAGGAUGAGGAUGAGGAGGAGGAGAAGUUGCUUGAAAAUGCUGCGACAGUGAAGCCACAGGAGAGCACUUCAACAUCGCCUUCAGCCCUUCAAGAGCGCCACACGGGCGCAGAGGAGCAGAGUGCGAAGGACAAGCCUGAGAGCGGGAACCUCUUCACCAAACUUCUCGCCUACCUGGACAAAACUUCCUCGCUCGACUCUCCGUCAGCAAGAGCUCGUAGCGACACCUCCAUGGAGACGCCCAGAGGCCUCCAGGUGGGGUUGGAAAACGUCCAGAGUCGGACCAGCGAGGCCGGGGUGACAGUGCAGAAGAAGGACGCCACCCAGUCAGUGGAGGAGGUGUCGGAGGUGCGGGGCUGGAUCAAGGAGGUGGCGCCCCCUCCUGCUUCGUUAGUGUACGAGGAGCCGCACAAGAAGACGAUUCACGCUCCUGAACUCCAGCUGGACGUCAAAGCUGGCAGGAAGAAGGUUCACGCUCCUGAACUCCAGCUGGACGUCAAAGCCGGCAGGAAGAAGGUUGACGAUGACGUCUUCGGCUACGUCAUCACCGACACAGAUGGGCUCCAGACAGACGAAGGCCUCCACCUGAUGGAGAUCCUGGCUCGCAGGGCUAAGAUCCAGAUGACCGACUUCUCCGAGCUCUCGGUGGUGGGCCCCGCUGUGACCUUCAAAGUGAGUCCGAACUCUCACAACGUCAGCACCGCAGAUGUGGCCAACGUAGCUGUUCAGCAGAAAGCAGCUCUGGAGAAGGAAGCCAAGGUCAUCAUCCUGGAGGCCGGGGUCGCUGAUGGAAGCCAGAUCAACCAGAUCCCCACCAAGUACAGCCAGGCCGAGUCCACCAAGUUCCUGGUCCUCACCGUGGUCUCCAUCCUGUGCAUCGCGGGAGUGCUGCUGGCGUCCACCGUGGUCUACUGCCUCCGCCAUCGCUCCCACCACAAGAUCAAGGAGAAGCUCACCAACCUGGGGACGGACGCCGGCGGCGAUGCUACCGCCACCUAUCAG
Molecule: messenger RNA, 2366 nt
Organism: Labrus bergylta (ballan wrasse)
Lineage: Eukaryota; Metazoa; Chordata; Actinopteri; Labriformes; Labridae
Source: RefSeq, a predicted model, not a curated record